AUGGUGGUACCUCACAAGUCGGUUGUUAUCAUUGGCGGAGGAAUGUCUGGUGUUAAAACCGCUAUUGAUUUAUACAAUGGCGGUAUAAAAGAUACGCUUAUUCUUGAAGCAACAAGUAGAUUAGGUGGUCGUAUUCUAACUAUGAAAUCAUUGGAAAAACAAGGUACAGUUUAUGAUUUGGGUGCAAGCUGGUUUCAUGAUAGUUUGAAGAAUCCCCUUUUCGACAAAGCUAUUGCUUUGGGGGACGUUGAGUAUUAUUUUGAUGAUGGCAAGUCUAUAUUCUUCAAUGAGACUGAGCCAAAUAUUGAAACAUGGAAAUUUGACACUGUUGUUUCAGAGUUUUUCACUUAUUCGGCAUUACAGUAUACUGAUGACCCCUUGAAAAAAGAUAUGUCUAUUAUGGAAAUGUGUUUUGAGUAUUGUGAGGCUUUUCGAAAUAGGUUGAGCUCCCAUCAAUUGAAGUACUGUCCUAGUGUUAUUCGAAUGUGGGCUGAGUUAUGGCUUGGUGAAUCUUGGGAUAAAUUAUCAGCAAAAUACUCUUUGCAGGAAAAUUUUGAUAAUCAUUUGGGAAGAAACGUUUUGGUUAAGAGUGGAUAUGAGAAGGUACUAAUUAACGAAAUAAAAGAGUUGCCAAGGGUCUAUAGAGAUAGCUCUAUCAAGCUCAAUGCACAAGUUUGGAAAAUCGACUAUACCAGCUCAAACAAAAUUUAUCUUCAUUUAACUGACGAGAGAAGGUACAGCUGUGAUUAUUUAGUAAUCACUAUUCCACAAUCGAUUUUGAAAAUUGAUAACCCUAGAGAUCCAUCUUAUAUCCAAUGGGUUCCCAAAGUACCACAGUGUAUUGGUCUGGCACUUGAAGAUAUCAAUUUUGGGUCUCUUGGGAAAGUGGUACUAGAAUUCAAAGAGUGUUUCUGGCCUCGUGAUGUUGAUAGAUUUUAUGCAUUGACAAGUAAUGUUCCCAGUGAUAAUGUCAAACCAUGGGAUUUUCCGGCAUUGAUUAUAAAUUAUCAGUCGAUUUGUGAAGUUGCAUCUUUAGUCAUAUUGACUCAAAAUCCUAUAUCUCAAUAUAUUGAAGAUCUUUGUAAAAAGUCAAACCAGGAUAAAGUAUGGCUGCUCUUCAAACCGCUAAUUGCACAGAUCUCUGAUAACAUGGUAGGAAAGAUUCCAAAUCCAACGAACUUAUACUGCACACCAUGGAAUAAUCAUAUUUUUAGCAGAGGCUCUUACGGUGUUAGUUUGGUGGGUACAAAGGACCCAUCAAAAGUGAUUAGGAACUUUGUGGAAAGAGAUUAUGGUAAUGAAGAAAGAAUUAGGUUUGCCGGGGCGGAAACUGUGGAUGGGUCUGCUAAUGGAUGUGUUCAUGGAGCUUGGCUUAGUGGAGAAAGAGAAGCUAGUGCGAUUUUGAAAAUGAUUCAGAUGACUCCUGGGUCUAGUUAUAAACUGAAUCUUUGA
Lodderomyces oxycetoniae is the source of this 1452-nucleotide messenger RNA. RefSeq names its product polyamine oxidase. The record is from RefSeq and is a predicted model, not a curated record. Bases 1 to 1452 code for a protein of 483 amino acids. Gene Ontology annotation, molecular function: transcription factor binding; chromatin binding; oxidoreductase activity. Lineage: Eukaryota; Fungi; Ascomycota; Pichiomycetes; Serinales; Debaryomycetaceae. Gene Ontology annotation, biological process: positive regulation of transcription by RNA polymerase II; negative regulation of transcription by RNA polymerase II. The transcript has a single exon.